AUGGCUACCGCUGCAACAUCUCUCAACCCGUCUCUCGUCGCCAUCCUCCUCGUCACACAAGCUCGCACUGGGUCAGGUGCCCAACUUGUGUUCCAUUAUCCCCCGGACCCGCUGUCACCAGAUCGUGAUUCUCCGGCGUUAAGAUCCAUUGAUGACGAUGAGGAAGAGAGUUCCAGCAGUGAUUCGGAGGAGUCUUCUUCGGAGGAGGAAUUUAACCUGUUUACGCGGCGAGUCCAGAAUGGGGUAGAGUCCAACAGUGACAACCGCUCACAACGCUCUGAUGACGAGGAUGAUGACCAGCUGGUGAAGAAGACACAGGACGAUGGAUCUUGGAAACCACAGUGGGAGCCUCUCCUCGGUCUGGGGGAAGACGGGCUGGUCAGCUUACUGGCUCCAGGUCGUGCCUGGCACAAACGCAAGUUUGAACUGGGAAUCAACAACCUGACGUUUCUGGGGCGGCCGGUUUAUGCCCGUGAAGAUGGGUUAUGGCGCAAGCCACGAUCUAAAAAGUCCAGGUCUGCCGACGAAGAAGGGGCACAACAGUCUUCCGAUGCCUUGGCAAGUGACAGCGAGAAAGACCAAGAGGUUGAGCCGAACACCAAAUCCAAGACCAAGCGUCAACCCGAACCUUCGAAAAGCCAGUUGACCAUGUUUCAUGCUGUGUUCGUCAUGGAUCCUUCACCCCUAGAGCAGACCAUGCGCGUCAAAGAUAUGUACGACAAUGUUGCGAAGAAAUUCUCCAAGGUUCUCAAAUGGGAGCAGUCGCACCACGAUUAUGUCUGGGAACAAUCGGAACUACUUCACUCCAUCAAAACCACCCACUCCCACCAACAGUCGCCUACGAAAGCUAUGUAUACGGAAAUGCUUCGAAGGUCGUCUCUGGCAUCAGCCAUUGCCAAAGUGUUUGACAACAUUUCUGCCUCGAAAAUAGCUGCGAUCACACUUAGCUCCAAACUAUCUGUGUCUUUUCAGAUCCCUCCGAUCACCUCAACCUCUUACCUGCCUUCGCUAAACGAGCCUCCUUUGGAACCCGGCCUGUGGCUCACCACUGCCACAGAUGCCGUUUCGACAGCAUCCGAUUUGGACGCGACCUCGAUGGGUGGAGCACUUCAACUGUCCAAGAACUUUACUCUCUUGUUCAAAUCGAGUCCACAGAAGAUCCUCAAGGACAUUCAAACCGCCGGAGGACCACUCGCCCUGCCAUUGGCGAAUUUUAUUGCCAAAGCGAAUCCAACAAAGUCCUUUUAUAAGAUAUCAGUCGCUGCGCAGAUGUCUUUGGGAGACAUUCAACACCUCGCUCGGCAUCUGGUCUACUGGCGACGGGCGGUAGCGAUACCUCCCUUACAUCAGCGAAACACGUACAUGGUGUCUCCGAAUGCAAAUAUAAACAAGCUGGUAUCGGCCUGCAAGUCCUAUGAGGCCACGUUUCCCAUGAUGCCGUCCCUACCCAAGAUGUUGAACUCUCUGUGUGGCACUCCUGUUCCUUACGGCACUCUCAUACCCAGCAGUGACCACAAGGAAGAAUACUACCGCGUGUUGGCCUGGUUGAUGCGCGACGGGUGGGUGACGCAGCUUCGAACCUUUGCGUAUGUGCGCGUCAGCCCGGAAGUGAAGAAGGCUGUGAGGGAAAGGGAAAAGGAAGAGGCCAACUCCAACCGCACGAACCGCAACAAACCCCCUGCCGACCCCAAUGGUUCGGAUCGUGAUGUGCCAGUAUCUCAAAGCUUUGGCAGCGGCACACCCACCACGGUCGCAAGCAGUUUGGUUUCGUCGUUCAAACAGCGGCCGAGCUUGGUCAGCAGACCGUCCAGUGAUGGCCGUCAAUCCAUCUCAACCGAUCAUACGAGCACGCAUGGGAUGCAACAACCCAAACAUAACCCCAAAGCAGCGAGUUUGGUUUUGUCGCCUCAACGUGCCUCUCCCGAAGAGUCACGCUGGCUCGACUAUAUCGGAUCGACGCUGGUUGGGGCGACAGAGAUCGAGACCGCCGAGCUGCGACAGUAUUGGCCCAUGUUUGUCAAGUACUUUACGGGCUCGGAAGCACUGGAGCGGAUUGCUGUGCGCGAGGGCCUCAAGAGGAAAUUCGUCUGGGACACGUUGGUCAAGAUGGGUUUGAACUUAGACGGCGGCGUCGAGGAUGACAAGGGGGAGAAUAAAGGUAUUUUGGUCGCCUUCCGACAUUGGUAG
This is a messenger RNA of Capronia coronata CBS 617.96, 2187 nucleotides long. RefSeq lists its product as uncharacterized. The record is from RefSeq and is a predicted model, not a curated record. Gene Ontology annotation, biological process: positive regulation of autophagy; negative regulation of TORC1 signaling; TORC1 signaling. The coding region runs from base 1 to 2187 and encodes 728 amino acids. The transcript has a single exon. Gene Ontology annotation, cellular component: GATOR1 complex. NCBI's taxonomy places the organism in Eukaryota, Fungi, Ascomycota, Eurotiomycetes, Chaetothyriales, Herpotrichiellaceae.